This is a messenger RNA of Spirodela intermedia, 2175 nucleotides long. Lineage: Eukaryota; Viridiplantae; Streptophyta; Magnoliopsida; Alismatales; Araceae. The record is from the annotation of a GenBank genome assembly.
AUGGCUACUUCGCUUCUCCCUCUGCGUCUGCAGAGGCCUCACGUCGUCCUCCCGGAGCCUGCCUUGGUUUACUCUCCUUCCCGGAGAGACCCUUUUCGCCGUACUCGCCUUGGAUGGGCUUCCCGAUGCCCUCUCCUUGUUCGGGCCUCCUCGCAGGGGCCUCCUUCCUCCUCCGGACAGUCCUCAGCGUGGGAGAGGGAGGAGGCGAGGUGGCUUCGGGAGGAGCAACGGUGGCUCCGGGAAGAGCAGCGGUGGCUACGGGAGGAGUCCCGGUGGAAUUCCGAGCGGGAGGCCCUCCUGCGCGACAUCGCCGCCCUAAAGCUUCGAAUCGAGGAGCUGGAGAGGGAGGGUCCCCCCCAAUUGGCGGUCUCCGACGCCGCCGCGAGCCUCGAGACGUUGCUGCGAGCGAUGAAGGAGCGCGUGGCGGCGGCGGCGGCGGCGGCGGAAGGCGGACCCAGGGUCCCCCCUGCCCUGGCGGAGGAGGCCGACGUUAAGGAGAUGAUCCUCGAGGAGAUUACCGUAUCGGAGGGAGUCGCCGUGCAGAAGAGGCCCAAAGGGGAUGGCGAGGAGGACAAGAAAAGGAGGAUGCUGAGGGUGGGCGCCGAAGGAAAUGACGUCCGAGCAAUGCAGGUUUGCGCCGAACCACGCUUCUCCUUUCUUGCAUCCCGCCCCUUGAAGUUGGAAACAGUCUGCCGACUGGACUGCGAGCCAGAGAGAUUCCGCUCUUUCCCAUCGGAAUCUCGCAUUCAAUAAGCUCUCAAUCUUUUUCGCUCAUCAAUCAUCAUAUUUGAUUGCAGAAAAAAUAAAGCUUUCCAUCAGAUAUUACCCCCGAUUGCAUGGCAUUGUUUGUUUCCGAUAUCAAACCAAGACAACUCGCGAUUUAUCUCUCGUCUAGAUCUCGGAUUUUUCUUUUUCGAGGACAAAAUAACCCAGAGAGGGUGGAUGGGUGGAUGGAUCUCGCUUUGGACGUCCGGUUUGGCUCGAUUUCAGAGACCCAACCAGGAUAUAGAUGAUGUGGUCGAGAGUCGGAGGCGUCCCUUCAUCUGGAUCUUGGAGCUUCUCUUUUUUGCCUGUUCUUGUCAGCUACCACCGAUGAAGAGAAUAAGCGUUGUUUUGGCAGGAAGCGCUCCAGAUGCUGGGGUUCUACUCAGGUGAGGAGGACAUGGAGUUCGAAACUUUCUCGAGUGGGACCGAGCGAGCUGUGAAAACAUGGCAAGUGAGUGCUCGAUCCGACUGUCUGCCUUAAUUCCUCUGAGAAACAGUAAGAAGAAGCGUGCGGCCGAGAUCUUCGAUUCCAUUUCUCUUAUUCAUCCGUUGACCCGCCGGGUUUCCUGCGUAUGUCUUGAAGGCCUCCUUGGGAGCCAUCGAGAAUGGGAUCAUGAGCCCGGAACUGCUAGAGAGGCUGUUUGACGAUCCAGGAACGGGCAAGGCGGUGGAGGUAAGCGAAAAUGGUGGCGGGGGAGAUACGGCCUCCGAGAUUAAGACUAAAAAUAUAUGUUUUAAAAAAACUCUGUUUCUGGGUAGUAUUUUCUUUGUGAGAACCCAGUGCCCAUCUCGCAUCGUUGGAUCGUUAUUUUCUGAGGUAUUUGCUGCCGCGUUACUUCUCUCGUCGCCAGGGCGGCGGAAACGGAGCAGCGGUCUCCUCCCUGGCGGGGUUUGCGGAGAUCCAGAAGAAGGAGGUCGACAUGGACGAGGACAUGACGGAUGUGCAGGUGUCUGGACACAGAGUCUUCCUCCUCGGGGAGAACCGGUGGGAGGAGCCGUCGAGGCUGGCGGACAGGAACAGGCCCAUCGGGAACAAGGGGACGACGACGUCGCCUUCUUCUACCAGGUGUCUCACCUGCCGGGGAGAGGGCCGCCUGAUGUGCACGGGUAAUGCAUUCUUCAAUCGAAGCUCAUGUUGUCCUCUGGGUCGGGCGCUUGAUUUCUGACUCUCUUUCUGCUGCAGAAUGCGACGGCACGGGUGAGCCCAACAUCGAACCGCAGGUCUCUCUCUCUCUCACACACACACACACUCUCUCUCUCUCACUAUCACUCAGAGACAGAGGUCUGAGCUCUCUUCGCCCGCCCGAUUUGCAGUUUCUCGAGUGGGUCGACGAGGGAGCCAAGUGCCCCUACUGCGAGGGCCGCGGCUACACCGUCUGCGACGUCUGCGGAGGGAAGGCCGUCGCCUAA